UCCGACUCUUUUCAUAUCACUUUCCUUUUCUCCGCCCGCCCUUGUUUCUUCCUCCCUCCUCUCGACGCUUUCUCUCUCAACAUUGCUCAAUUUGUGCAAUGGCGGAAACUGCAGCUCUAUGCCUCUCUCCGUUCUCUUCGUUUUCUUCCAUUUCUCGCUCCAGGGACGCCUCCUCUCCCCUUUCUUCACAUUCUUUCAGUAAAUUCUCAAUUACCCGUCAUCCGCCGCCCUCUCGCUACCCUCGAUUCAGCGCCAAAGCUUCCGCGGAUGAUCCUUUCGGAUUUUUCCCUUGGGACAACGAAAACGAUAUUCAAUGGGUCCCUGAGGAGCGAGUCACAUUGUUCACUGCUGAUGGGCUCAUUCAGAUUGGAGGCUCCUUGGUGCCUCGGCAUGUCCCUUCUUCAGAUAAAAAGCACAGGAGAUCAAGAACUCAAAAAUUUCAACGCUUUCAGGAGAGUGAUUAUUUGGAUCCAAAGCAGAAGGGCCUUUGUCUAGGUGCACUAUUUGAUAUUGCAGCAACAAAUGGACUUGACAUGGGCAGAAGGCUCUGUAUCUUUGGGUUUUGCCGUUCCAUUGAGAUGCUAAGUGACGUUGUAGAAGAUACUGUUUUGGAGCAUGGUGGGGAGGUCGUUGCUGCGGAGAAGGCGAGCAAGGGCGGUUUGCACGAAAAGCUCACAAUGACAGUUGCAGUGCCACUACUUUGGGGGGUUCCCCCUGCUUCGGAAACACUCCACCUUGCUGUUAGAAGUGGCGGAGGGAUUGUAGAGAAGAUUUAUUGGCAAUGGGACUUUCUGUAGAUGAAUUUAGCUUAAUUCUAACCAUCAUCGUGCAUUCUGUACAUAAAAUCCCCGUGUUCCCAUGUACAAAAAAAGGAAAAAAAAAAAAAAAAAGAACACCCAAAUACUGCAUCCAAUUAUGCAAGGAUACCAUUGUUCUUGAAAAUGAAAAUGCAAAUGCAAAAUUACUAUUUGUCCAUGUACAUUUCAUAAAUAUAUUAGCAUUGAAUUUA
Messenger RNA from Vitis riparia (riverbank grape), 1009 nucleotides. RefSeq lists its product as uncharacterized. NCBI's taxonomy places the organism in Eukaryota, Viridiplantae, Streptophyta, Magnoliopsida, Vitales, Vitaceae. Bases 99 to 797 code for a protein of 232 amino acids. The transcript has 5 exons. The record is from RefSeq and is a predicted model, not a curated record.